Hyla sarda is the source of this 1272-nucleotide messenger RNA. It is a transcript of the gene TRAPPC3L, whose product is annotated as trafficking protein particle complex subunit 3L. Bases 572 to 1165 code for a protein of 197 amino acids. Gene Ontology annotation, cellular component: cis-Golgi network membrane; cytosol; TRAPP complex. NCBI's taxonomy places the organism in Eukaryota, Metazoa, Chordata, Amphibia, Anura, Hylidae. Gene Ontology annotation, biological process: intra-Golgi vesicle-mediated transport; endoplasmic reticulum to Golgi vesicle-mediated transport. The transcript has 9 exons. The record is from RefSeq and is a predicted model, not a curated record.
CUGCAGCUAGAGCCUCAGAAAAUGAUCGAUAACUCGAUCAUAGAUUGCUCUUGUCUGAGUUGUUGGCACUGCUUUAUCCUCCCUUUAGCUGCGGGGGCCGUUUGCGGCGUCACAUUAGGACCAAGGAGAUAACACACCCGCUAAUACGGACAGGUGUAUUUGGUGGAUAUCCGGACUGUACUUGUAUACCAUAGGUUUCCUGUUCUUAGGAGGCAGACCUGGUGCUGUCAUGGGUGCUGUCUCUCCUGGUGCUGUAAUGGGUUCUGGAAAAUCUAAUUACUGUUCUGACCUGCAGAGACAGAAGACCUGCGUUUGGCGGUGCUGCUCACGCCACAUUAUUUAAUCUGAGUCAGGUUAUUGUGCUUUUAAACCAUCUCUCUGGCAAUCAAUUUGCUUUCCAGUGCUAAAUGCAUGCACAUUGUAGGAGGAGCAGCAAAGUGUACAACAUCACUAGAGACAAGAGGAAACACAAGAUCAAUGCAAUGAACGAAAAACAAGCUAAGGAUACAGACAAACAAAGUACCGCUGAGACCAGUUAUCACCGUUAUCCUUCUAUUCCCGGAUCCUUGACAUGGCAAGGUCAUCAAACCGAAAGCAAGAAAUCUUCAAAAUAGACUGGCAUUUACCUGCUAUCUCAUCUUCUGCUUCAGCACAUAACAUUAGCAGAGAUCUCUUUGUUCUUACUUACGGUGCUUUUGUGGCCCAGUUGUGCAAAGAUUAUGACAGUGAUGAAGAAGUUAACAAAUAUUUGGAUACAAUGGGAUAUAACAUUGGAGUUCGACUAGUUGAAGACUUUUUGGCCAACUCUGGCAUAAAGAAAUGCCGCAGCUAUAGUGAAACAGUGGAUAUAAUUGCAAAGGUGGCUUUCAAAAUGUACCUUGGGAUUACCCCGUCAACAAUUGGUGGUAAUAAUAAUGGAAAUGGAUUUUCUCUUAUAUUGGAUAAAAACCCACUGGUUGACUUUGUUGAAGAGCUUCCCACUGGCAGAUCAUCUUUGAGCUUCUGUAACCUUCUUCCUGGAGUCCUAAGAGGAGCACUGGAAAUGAUUCAUUUACCGGCUGAUGUCACUUUUGUUCAAGACAGACUAAAGGGGGAUGAUGUCACUGAAAUAGGAAUAACAUUCCUGAGAAAAACUGAUGAAAGGAAAUCAAAGAAGAAUAAAUGAUCAUACCUUUUUCAGUUGCCAAAAGACCAUUUCCCUUAUCUGUAAAGUACUUACCAAAAACUUUAAAACACAAGAUUCAUUUUUUGUCAUUUUUUUUAUUAUUUGAA